This is a messenger RNA of Bombus pyrosoma, 4364 nucleotides long. RefSeq names its product trichohyalin-like. The transcript is spliced from 2 exons. The record is from RefSeq and is a predicted model, not a curated record. Lineage: Eukaryota; Metazoa; Arthropoda; Insecta; Hymenoptera; Apidae. The coding region runs from base 2677 to 4281 and encodes 534 amino acids.
UCAAGCGACACAUAUCGCCUUUGUGAAUGUGUACUCUAGCCGGCUUGUUCGUUCACCCUCGAGCGAUUCUUUCCGUUGUCCGAGGAACACUUUGGGGGGGUUACGUUAAGCUCUGCGCAAUAAGAAAUGUCAAUGUCUCAAGAGAGGAUUCCUGGCCGACUAUUCCGCGAUGGAACUAGGUGAGUUGGACGACGUGCUGCGCGCCACUCGUCAGUUUCUCCGGCAAAGACUUCUCAUCUGCCUCUUUCGACGAGCGACCGCUCCUUACAACGUCUGUCUCUUCGUUCCUUGAGCGCGACACGUACGCCAGCAACGCGGCUUUUCACCGGUCGAAGCUGCUGGUUUAAAGAAGACCUCGUAAUCGUCACGUUGCAGAGCUAGUCCACAGAAGUAGGUCGCGUGUUACGCUCGAUUUCAGAGGAACGAGAGAUUCGAUGAUGCUAGAAGGUGGAGGUUUGAAGGUGUUGAAGAUGAGCUUUCCGCGAAGAUGAUUGGUUCUCGUUGUGGAGACUGAGGAUUGGAACAAGGAUUCGUCGAUAGACUAGGUCUGUGACUUUUGAGGUGCUCCAGCUGCACAGUAUCUUGGUAAUUAGGAUGUCUCCAUGCAGAGGAUGUUUUACCGAGAGAUCGUACCAGGAUUUUACCUAAUCUGGACCAUCAGAAUCCUUUGAUUUUUUUUUGCUACGUGAGAAAUAGCAUAUUAUCAGAUAAAUAUUUUCUCAGCCUUUCCAAUUAUUUCCACUUCUCUUGCAUCAUGCAAGUAUUAUUUUACAUCAUCUGCUUGAGUAAAAAAUGUUGUAUCAUAUUUUACUCGUUUAAUUAGACAAAGUAACGCGAUUGCUUGAUCGAUGAAAAUUGUACGGGGCUUUCGUUGAGAGAUUAUGACAUGGGGUCUACGCGUUCCCGCGAGAACCCCACAUUAUCAAAAAUUUAACGCACAAAUACUCACGUUAGGAGUAUUUACAGGCUUCAGCUUGUGGCCUCAUGCCUGGGGGAACCACCUCGUUGAUCAUGGUAUCCCCUGCGCCAGGUUAGUAUGGUACACGCCGAUUACCGGCCCAGUGAUUAGCACUAACGAUACCAUAGUCACAUUCGAGAAAUCGUUGAAAACGAAACUCCAUCCAUCGGCAAUCAGGAUGAACUAUCUAUAAUAAUUGAAUAACGAAUAGUUCGAUCCAGUUACCAGGCGGCUGAGGAAAUUUUCGCGCUUCAAUUUGGCGCAAUUCAGUUUCCUCUGUUCUUAGUGAAACUUUUAGUAACUGUGAGGUGAAUAUAAAGAAUUUUUUAUUUACUUUUUUGUUUAUGUUCUUAUUUAUCCUAUGUUCAGUUUUCUUGCCUUACAUCGAGUACAAUAGAUUCAAUGUAAUGAAGAAUCUGUCUUCUUCUUUCUUACAGCGAUUUAAGGUACGGCCCAACCGCAAGAUACCAAUCAUAUUUAUUUAUUGCUCUCACGUUUGAAAUUAAUUCAACAAGAUUCACGAUUAAUUUUUGUUUGUUUUGUUUAAUUGUUUUUAUUAGUUCCUUCUCGUCCAAGACAAUUGCUUUUCUCGCGCGACAGUCGUUUUGUAGACCUUCGAUGAAAUUUCACUGCGAACAAAUAUGCAUAGCAAAUGUAUGGCCGCGUUUCACUCGAGAGAAACCGGAGCCAGGGCGUGUAAUUCCUGAAUCGACGCGUGCAGCCACCCCGUCUACCGGUGAAAUUUCCUGCCUAAAUCGGGGAUAUUGUGAGCUUGAUUACUUCGAUAUAGAUAUUGCGUUACAGUCAUGGCUGGGGGCGUGUAAUCGAACUACACGGAGUCUCGUAAACUCGAUGAACUUGAAAGACGAGCCAACGUCGAAGUCUUGAACUUCUGACGGCGUGCAAUGUUAGCACUUUGCCGUCGAGUUUGCGGCCUCGCUCCUCUCGCUUCUUGUCUCUGCCACCAGUCUACUGUUGCUUCUGAUCCGACGAUUUCCCCCUGGUAAUUGAUUUCCCGUGUGUAAACGUGGUCAAAGGUGCUCGAUGGUUCAGUGAAUUUUUAACAUUUCUUUGACGCGAAGUCAAGAAUCCUGCAGAGAAAAUGUUUGCCGUACGUUUUUCAAGCAGAGAAUAAUUAAUCCGAACUGGAUAAAGAAGAAAGUGAAAUAGCAAAGUGGCAAUUUUACAAUCAUGUAUUCAUAUUUUUAUUUGAAAUUGCUUCAGGUUUAUUGCACUUUUUCACCAAGACAGAUUACUAACUAAUUAAUUAAUAAUUAUUAUAACUAAUUGAAAAAGAAGCUGAAACCAAUUCGUCUAAGAACCAGACGAAUACAACGAUAUGCUCGGACCACUGAACGUUUGACGGGCACGCGAGAAAAACGGGCCACCCCAUUGAUAGCCCAUUAAUUCCCAGUAAUGAUCCAAUUACCACGCCGAAGUCGGCCCUUUAGAACACCUAUUCACCACCUUGGAACGUGUUCGUGCGCAUCAGUCACGUUCCACAGCAUUGAGCAACAUCCAAGUGUACCCAGCCUAACCGAACCGCAACCAGACCACCGUUGCAAAUCAACCCCCGCCCUCUCAACAGGUUCAAAUAUUAAUUCAAUAGGACUGGUCGUCGUAGUAACGGUAAACAGAGGUUCGCUCUCUUUGACCCGCCAAGGAUCGUAGCGUUAGACGUCCAUCGUUUCAACGUUUCUAACCUCCAGUCGAACGAGAUGAGUUUCUUCAAGGUGGAGGAGACGCAAUGCGGUCCUCUGAAGCCGAGGAAGUAUCCUACGGUUGCAAUUGGUAGUCUGAACGCGCCUUGGGGAUACAGAUUGCGCGAAAGAUCGGGUUGCAAGACAGUGAAGAUCCCGGAAUCGUACGAGGAACAUCGACUGCAGAAGGAGAGGGAGUAUGAACAUUUGACGAAAAUUCUGGAGUUCGAGAACCAAACGAACAACAGAAUCAAGAAGAAGAGCGUGUGGCAGCGAGUUCAGCAAGGAUUAGCAUCCUUCGAGGACGGCGUGAAUGCGCGGCGAGAAAAACUUCGCGAGUUACUGUUGAAAGAAGAGAUGGGGCUGAUUCACGAGGUGAUAUACCAGGCUCAGCACGGCGACGACGCGAGGAUGGACGACAUGCGUCGUUCGAUAGAAGAAAUCCGCAAAGAAGAGGAAGAGAAACGUCUAGCAGUGGUAGCUGCGAAGAGAAUGCAACAGUAUAUAGCUCAAUGUCCAGAAAUUCGUAACAGUCGCUCGAAGAAAUCAGUGAUCGAUGCAAAACAGGGAAAUCUGGCCCAAAUGGCGGCUAACGAAGCCAAGAGACAAGCAGAUAAAGAAUUGGACAAUCUCUGGCACCAGUUGAUGUUGAAGGAAGUGGAAGCGAAGAAACAGAGAGAGGUCGAGGAAGCGAAAAGACGUUGCCUAACGGAACAAGUGAAUAUGACCAUCCUGGCGAACCAAGUAGCAGGAAAGUUAGCUCUGGAGGAGCAAAGGAAGCAAAUACAUAUGGAAGACAGAGAGCAUAUGCAACGUCUGAUAGAGAAACUUCGCGAAGAAGAGCUUGAGAAGCUCGAGAAAGAACGUCAGAAGAGAGAGGAGCUGAAGAAGGAUCUACAGGAACAGAUUCUGGUAGCCAAGCGAAAGUUAGCCGAGCAGGCACGCCAUGAAGCGGAAAUGGACCGCUUGAGAGGAAUCAUCGCUGCGGAGGAAUUAGCGAAAGAGCAGUCUGCCAUCAAAGAGUCCAGUGCGGCUCUUCGUAGAGAAUUACUCGCUUAUAUCGAAUAUUUGGAAGAUUUGCGGAAAGAGGAAGCUAGAAGAAACUUGGAAGUGGAUAGAAUAAUAGAAAAGUCAAUGCAGGACACUGUUUGCAAACGAAAUCUUGCGGUACAGAAAUUCAAAGAGGCUCGAAUGAAGAUUCUACAGGAUGUUCUUCGAGGUCGCGAGGAACAACUGAGGAUAAAGUGUGAGAAUGACAAGAAGGAGAUGGAAGCGCGUCAAUUGGAAAAGGAAAUGCUGGAGAAGCAAAUAGAAUCGGAGGCCAAGUUGACUACUUAUGCGAAAAAAGAAAAAAUGGAGAAAAUGUUGUGUUAUAGGAAGGAUUUGGAAGAACAAUGGAAACGGGCCGAGGAUGCGAAGCGUAGAGAAGCUGAAGAAGAUAGGAAGAUGUAUUUGGAGGAAAUUAAGCGGCAAGAAGAGUAUGAGAAAUUGACAGAGGAAUUGUUGGAAGCUUCUGACAAUGUUACUCCGCAUCCUUUUAAGAUUUUGCUGAAGGAAUGCGCAGCUCGUUAUGCUGCGGAGAAGGAAGGACAGUGUUACUGUCCGCCGCCGUUAUCCGAAUAGAAUUAAUGAUGUACGUGCAAGUUUUAAUAAUCGAAGGUAUAUUAUAUAUAUUUUAUCGUAUUUAUAAAUUAACGUAAUUGAUG